AUGGCGACAGGACUCUCAUCAAUCGCCGUAACACUCAAACCACUCAACCGCUCUUUCUGCUCCUCUAACUCUCGCAUCAAUCACCCUAUCUUCAACGCCGUUUUCCCUCCGUCUCUCCGAUUCAACGGCUUUAGACGGCGAAAGAUCCUCACCGUUUGUUUCGUCAUUGAAGAACGUGAACAGAGCUCUCCCAUGGAUGAUGACAUACCAGAAAGCACAAGCUCUCCAGAGAUCUUGGCGACGUCACGGAUUCUCAAGAAAGCGGAGAAGAAGAAGUCAGAGAGAUUCACAUAUCUAAUCGCUGCUGUGAUGUCAAGCUUUGGUAUUACUUCCAUGGCAAUUAUGGCCGUCUAUUACCGAUUCUCAUGGCAAAUGAAGGGGGGUGAAGUGCCGGUAUCAGAGAUGUUUGGUACAUUUGCUCUCUCGGUUGGUGCUGCCGUUGGGAUGGAGUUUUGGGCAAGAUGGGCUCAUAGAGCUCUUUGGCACGCUUCUUUAUGGAACAUGCAUGAGUCUCAUCACAAACCAAGAGAAGGAGCGUUUGAGUUAAACGAUGUGUUUGCUAUAGUGAACGCGGUUCCUGCGAUUGCUCUUCUGCACUAUGGAUUCUUCAACAAAGGACUUGUUCCUGGUCUCUGCUUCGGUGCCGGACUGGGAAUAACGGUGUUUGGAAUCGCCUACAUGUUCGUCCACGAUGGACUCGUGCACAAGAGAUUCCCUGUGGGUCCCAUUGCCAACGUCCCUUACCUCCGAAAGGUCGCCGCCGCUCACCAGCUACACCACACAAACAAAUUCAAGGGUGUACCAUAUGGUCUGUUUCUUGGACCCAAGGAAGUGGAAGAAAUGGGUGGAAAAGAAGAGUUGGAGAAAGAGAUAAACCUAAGAAUCAAACUAUACAACAAGGGUUCCACCUCUUAA
Molecule: messenger RNA, 915 nt
Organism: Arabis nemorensis
Lineage: Eukaryota; Viridiplantae; Streptophyta; Magnoliopsida; Brassicales; Brassicaceae
Source: the annotation of a GenBank genome assembly